CUGUCCAAUGGGAAGUUGACAGAAAUGACUUGCGUGUGCGUGUGUGCGCGCGUCGCCGACAGAAGGGAAGCGUGUGGCAGAAUGUUGGACAAAGUUCUGAUUUGGUGCUUAUUUCUGCUCGCUUUCUGCUCCGAACCCUGCGAUGCUCAGAAGAAGAAAGAGACUCUGCUGUCAGAGAAGGUGACUCAGAUGAUGGACUGGACCUCCAAGCGUUCAGUCAUCAAGAUGAAUGGAGAUAAGUUCCGUAGGUUUGUGAAAGCUCCUCCCAGGAACUACUCCGUGUUCAUCAUGUUCACGGCGCUGCAGCCACAGAGACAGUGUGGCGUUUGCAGACAAGCAGACGAGGAGUUCCAGGUGCUGGCCAACUCCUGGCGUUAUUCCUCAGCCUUUACCAACAAAAUCUUCUUUGCUUCAGUGGAUUUUGAUGAAGGAUCAGAUGUUUUUCAGAUGCUUAAUAUGAACUCCGCUCCAACCUUCCUCCACUUUCCACACAAAGGGAAGCCCCGCAGAGCUGACACUUACGAGCUGCAGGUUAGAGGAUUUUCAGCUGAACAGCUGGCUAGAUGGGUGGCUGACAGGACAGAUGUGCAGAUCCGGGUCAUUCGCCCCCCCAACUAUGCAGGGCCCCUCCUGCUGGGUUUCCUCCUGGCUGUUAUUGGAGGUCUGGCUUAUCUACGAAGAAACAAUCUGGAGUUUCUUUUUAAUAAGAACGUGUGGGCCUUCUCUGCACUGUGUUUCACCCUGAUCAUGACGUCAGGCCAGAUGUGGAACCACAUCCGAGGCCCACCAUAUGCACACAAGAACCCGAGCAGCGGACAAGUGAGCUACAUCCACGGCAGCAGCCAGGCCCAGUUCGUGGCAGAGACGCACAUCGUCCUCCUCUUCAAUGGUGCUAUUACCUUGGGGAUAAUCCUUCUGUGUGAGGCUGCUACUUCUGACGUUGACAUCGGAAAGAGGAAGAUUAUGUGUAUAGCAGGAAUUUGUCUGGUGAUGCUGUUCUUCAGCUGGCUCUUGUCCAUUUUCAGAGCCAAGUACCACGGAUACCCGUACAGCUUCCUGAUCAGUUAGAAGUUCGUGACCACCUACGUUCAAAACCAGCUAAAACUUCAGGACCAUUUCUCCAAAAAGUGCCAUCAACACCAAGAACAGAGCUAUGCAUGGUGACGACGUCUCAGAGCUGUUUACUUGGCAUCGACCGGUCUUAUCUGUCGUGUGUCUGUGUGUCUGUGUGUGUGUGUGUGUGUGUGUGCGUGUGUGUGUGCGCGUGUGUGUGUGUGUGUGAGAUUUUCACCAUCGUGCCGUAAUGUCUUGAUUAGUAUUUUGUCCAGCUGGAUUCUGACAUGUUUUGAUUAGUUUGUGUUUCAUCCUAAGACAAAACUUGUGUCUACAUUUUAAACUGAUGGAAACAGCUGA
Nothobranchius furzeri (turquoise killifish) is the source of this 1413-nucleotide messenger RNA. It is a transcript of the gene magt1, whose product is annotated as magnesium transporter 1. The record is from RefSeq and is a predicted model, not a curated record. Lineage: Eukaryota; Metazoa; Chordata; Actinopteri; Cyprinodontiformes; Nothobranchiidae. Gene Ontology annotation, cellular component: oligosaccharyltransferase complex.